Recurvomyces mirabilis is the source of this 1602-nucleotide messenger RNA. RefSeq lists its product as uncharacterized. The transcript has 4 exons. Lineage: Eukaryota; Fungi; Ascomycota; Dothideomycetes; Mycosphaerellales; Teratosphaeriaceae. The record is from RefSeq and is a predicted model, not a curated record. Gene Ontology annotation, biological process: carbohydrate metabolic process. Bases 1 to 1602 code for a protein of 533 amino acids. Gene Ontology annotation, molecular function: hydrolase activity, hydrolyzing O-glycosyl compounds.
AUGCCUUCUAUUUGCUCGAUCCUUGCUUUCAGCGUGCUGGCUAUUCCCGCGGUCCUUGCAUCGCCAGUCCCGAACAACGAGAAUGUCAAGAGCACCAGUACAUCUACAAGCCACUCGACUUCGCAUUCUACGAGCCACUCUACGUCUCACUCCACGAGUCAUUCAACCUCGCACUCUACCAGUCACUCGACCUCGACGUCUCACUCCACAAGCCAUUCCACAAGCAAGCCAACUAGCAAGUCGUCUAGCAAAGCUACGAGCACAAGCAGCACCACCACCAAGGCCACGAGCCCCUCUAUGACUACGUCCACGAAAUCUACUGAGAUUUCGAGCUCCACUUCUUCUCCGGUCACAACCACUUCUAGCACUACUUCUUCUACCCCUGUAAGUAGCAGCACCUCGUCCACCACCUCGGCUGUCAGCAGUACCUCGACCACCACCCCCGUUGUCAGCAGCACAACGACCAGCACCAGCAGUGGCUUUAAGCUAGAAACACCUACUAAGACUGGAACUACUGGUGCACUGGCUUCUGCCACUGGUAUGGCGCAGGCGGCAGAGGCCAUUGGGCGAUACUUUGGCACUGCUGCUGAUAUCCCUGGUACUGGAGAGACUUCCGACCCCUACUAUUUGGCUGUGUUCAACGAUACCCGUAACUUCGACCAGGUCACGCCUGCCAACGUGAUGAAGUGGGACUCCCUUGAGCCGCAACAAAACGUCUUCGACUAUUCUGGAGCCGACGAGUUCGUAGCCCUUGCUAAGGCGACCGGCAAGAAGAUUCGCUGCCAUAACUUGAACUGGUAUAACCAGCUUCCAACAUGGAUCACCAGCCCAGCCGUCCCAUGGACCAAUGCCACUCUCAUGGCAGCACUCGUGAACCAUAUCGACAACGUCAUGGGCCACUUUGGUGACUCUUGCUAUCACUGGGACGUCGUCAACGAAGCCUUCAACGACGACGGAACCUUCCGAAGUGACAUCUGGUACCAGACCAGUGGGCCGUCUUAUAUCGCCGUCGCAUUCGAGGCCGCCAACGCCGCUAAGGCCAAGUACGGCCUGUCGACCAAGCUAUAUUACAAUGAUUACAACAUAGAGUACCUUUACCCCAAGUCCUACGCUGCACAGGCAUUGGUUGCCAAUUUAACAGCAAUGGGAAUUAAUGUCGAUGGUGUUGGACUCCAAUCCCAUUUUUCAAGCGAUUUUACCCCAGGUCUGGCCUCUCAGCAGUCGAACAUGGCAGCUUUCACCGCACUCAAGAAUGCAAACGGCGUUAACGUCGAGGUGGCUGUAACCGAGCUUGAUAUCAGAGUACAAGAUACGGGCUCCGUAUCUGCUCCGUCCGCUAGUGUGACUGCGUCUGUCCAGAGCCAGCAGGUCAUGUUCUACUGGGAUACUGUCAAUGCUUGUGCCACAACCACGGGCUGUGUUGGCGUGACAGUGUGGGACUUCGAUGACACUUACUCCUGGGUGCCGGGUACCUUCCCAGGCUAUGGCUGGGCUGAUCUCUACUACCAGCCUGGUGGUGCGAACACCCCUUUGGUAGGCAAGGCUGCUAUUGAUGGUAUUAUUGACGGGUUCCAGAACGUCAUGCCCGGCACAUACACAUAG